Molecule: messenger RNA, 1301 nt
Organism: Perca fluviatilis (European perch)
Lineage: Eukaryota; Metazoa; Chordata; Actinopteri; Perciformes; Percidae
Gene: slc67a1
Product: solute carrier family 22 member 18
Exons: 7
Coding region: 6-866 (286 amino acids)
Biological process (GO): transmembrane transport
Molecular function (GO): transmembrane transporter activity
Source: RefSeq, a predicted model, not a curated record
CUCAGAUGGUCGUUGCAGACCUUUCAGAACCUGAAAAACGGGCUGACGCUUUAUCCAAACUAGGUCUGUGUUUUGGCGUCGGUAUGAUAACUGGCUCCACGUUGGGCGGCCAUCUUAACACACGCUACGGGGAGACAUUUACUGCAAGUUUUGGUGCUGUGGGGAGUGCCUUCAGUUUACUAUUGGUUUUAAAGUUCAUCCCAAAAACUACCAAAGUUCAAGCUCCAACAACCAACACAGACAGUGAAAACAAAAGCAAGUCAGUAUUCAACCUGGGAGAGAUCACAAGACUGAUGAAGUUUCCAGGUGUGAAGCGGACUUUUCUUGUGAAGAUAGUUGCAGGUUUGCCAUCAGGCAUAUUUCAAGUGAUGUUCUCCAUCAUUGCAAUGGACUUCUUCAAGCUGCAACCUGAGCAGAAUGGCUAUCUGAUGGCUUAUUUUGGCAUAGCCUCAAUGGUUGUUCAGGGAGGAGUGAUCGGUCGGCUGACAGCGAGAUACUCUGAGAACUCGCUGCUGCUUCUGUCCAUCGGAGUUUCUUCAUUGGUGGGACUGGCUCAGGCUUACAUGCAGAAUGUGUUCCAGUUCUGCCUCAUCGUCAUCCCGAUGGUGUUUUCUCUCAGUGUGUUUAAUGUCAUCACAGACAGCAUGCUCACCAAGAGCGUACCGUCCUCCGACACAGGCACGAUGAUGGGACUGUGUGCGUCCGUCCAAUCUCUCCUUCGCACAGUCGGGCCGACUGCUGGCGGCUUCCUGUAUGUGAACUACGGCAUUUCGUCUAUAGGCUUAAUGCAGUUUGUUGUGAAUAUCGCUGUGUUUGUGCACCUGCUGCAGCGUCGCCUCAAGAAGACAGACGUGCAAAAGGAAUAAAUAAAAAAAAACGUAGUUUCUGAAAAGCUUUUUUUCAUAUUCAAUUCGUUUGAUUUUUGGAUCAAUCAAUGUUCUACAGGUGCAUAUAUUUAAAUCACUCUGCCACAGUUGACAUGAUGAGAUAAACUCAAGUCUUCCUACUUCUUCAUUAUUCAGAUUUUGUAUGAUUUGUUUAUUCUGUGGUGGAGAUUCAGGACUGAACCACUAGAUGACAGCAAACCCUCCAUUUUACCUGAUGAUGCUUUUAUUUUCCAGGGUUAAUCAUUUACAUUAGUCACACUUCAGUUGGCAGACAUUGAGAUUUUAUUAAACAUCAUCAAGAAUUACAUUAAAUAUAAGACCGAUCCUAAUUGAACAUAGUAGUAUCAGAACCAUUUUUAAUGAAAGUUUAUUUUCCUAUUUGUCCUAUUGUUUUUCAUUAAACCUUUAAACAUA